GGUAUCCCGUAGUAACCGGUGUCUGCCCACCCAUCCCAUGCCCUCAGCCGUCCCCGGUCGCGUUCCCUUGUUUGUUGACGUUCUCCUAAACGCACCGUUAGCUCGAGGCACCGGGGGCGAUGCACCGGCUCCUGCGGGACAGUUUGUGCGGUAGCAAGUGAAAGGGACGUCGGGCUAAAAGUAUGAUCGCCUCGCUGUCAAAGGGGAGCUCACUGGAGGACGUUCUUCAUGGGGGUUUUAACGAGCAUCAACUUGCGGCGUACGUUUCCUGGGUCAACUCUCAGCUGAAGAGGAAGCCGGGACUGAAACCCAUUAGUAACCUCAGACUCGAUCUGCAGGAUGGGGUGGUGCUGACACAUCUCAUAGAGAUAGUCGCUGGGGAGGUGCUGGAGGGAGUACAUCCGUCUCCGCGAGACAAAGAGGAGAGCAGAAAGAAUGUCGAACACGUCCUCCACUUCAUUUCCUCAAAGCACAUACGCAUGCCUCACAUAUCCGCUAAAGACAUAGUGGAUGGUAACCUGAAGUCUCUGAUGAGGAUAAUCCUUGCACUGGCUGCCCACUUCAAACCAUCAGCCAAUCACAGGGCCGCGUCCGGAGCAGGGCGGAACUCCAGGCGUGCUCAGUCCAAUCACAACCCUCACUCUGCGGUGGCCCUGGCACAAGGUGCAGCCGCAGCUCUAGCGUCCGCCAGACACGACGCCUCGCUGCCUGUGCGGCACUCACACCUGCGCAGCGGCUUCGGGCUGGAUGAGGAGGGGAGUGUGUGUGUGCGUGCACUCGUCAAGCAGUACGAGAGGGGGGCUCCAGAGGACCCGGAUACAACUCAGCCAAGCAGCCUCAGCUCAAUCAGUCCCCUCGCCUCCCCACGAGCUCCAGACACCAGCCAAUCAGAUGUCAAACACACACAGGACAGCCAAUCUCAGCAGGACAGUGUUCAGUUGUUAAGUACUGGAGGGAAGACACCUUGGGAUGAGGCUGUGGGAGAAUCGUUGGAGAAGGAGAUGGAAGAGGCUCGUAAAAUGGUGUCUGCUCUCCAGGCUCUGUUGCUGAAUGGGGCGCUGCCUGAGGAAGAGGAGCAGGCAACACUGCAGCUGGAGGAAGACGAUGCACAACAACUGGUGGUGGUUCGCAGUCGAUUGGACCAAAGUAUGGAGGAGGUUCGUGUACUUAAGAGGGAGCUACUCUGCUGUAAGCAGGAGAUGAGGAACUUGCAAGGAGUGAAGGAGGCCCAGCAGCAGAGGCUGUGUGUCCAGGAAGCGUCCAUCCUGCAGAUGAAACAGGAAGUGCUCAGGUCUGGCAUGGCAAGGGAGGAGCUGGUCAAUCAGAACGCAGAGCUUCAGUGGAAACUAGAAGAAUGCACCAGACUGUGGAGCGAAUGCAAGAAGGAGGCGGGGCAGAAGGACAGAUUAUUGCAACAGCACAAGCAAAAACUGGAAGAGAGCCAAAAGCAACAUGGUGAGCUGCAGAGAGAGUUGGAGCACAAGACCAGCGUUCUGCAGAGUCUGAGGAGACAGGACAACCAGCAGAUUUCUACGGACUCAGACAACAAUGGCUACUGUCAGACAGGAAGUCCAUCUUCUUCUUGGUCAGGGCAGGCGGAGGAGCUGCAGCUGGUCCGGGACGCGGUGAGGAGCCUGAGGAACAGCUUCAGGGACCAGGACCCCCAACACCACACCCUGGACACCCUGGAGCAGGGGGUCUCCUCACUGAUAGACCGGCUGUCUCACACCACCCAGCAGGGGAGGAGCAAGUCCCCAAGGCACAGAACCACCAGCCCAGAUCAGGACCCCUGGCCCACCAAGAUCAGCCACUCCUUCAGUGGCUCCUCCUCCACUAAAGUCCUUUACUUCACCAACCACUCCCCCACGCCCUCCAUGGUCCACAUCCCGAAGAGGCUGGGGGAGGUGACACUGAAGGAUGUGAAGGAGGCGGUGGACUGCAAGGGGAACCUCAGGUACCACUUCAAGGCCCUGGACCCCGAGUUCGGCACCGUCAAAGAGGAGCUGUUCCUAGAUGGAGCCGUAGUUCCGGGCUGGGAAGGGAAGAUUGUAGCCUGGGUGGAAGAGGACCAUGGUGAAGACAGACCCCCCUAGCGUGAGGAGCAGAGUCUGCUCGGUUUGAGGAGCCCGUCGCUCCAACCAGGCAGAGACGUGGACCAGGAAGAGACGCCUCUCCCUGCUCGAGAGCCUCAGGCUCACCGAAAAGUGUUGACUGACGGAGGAACAGACGGACGGACAGACAGACACCUUAAGCCUAGUGCCUUAUCUACUGAAAAAUAUGGUACUCUGUGGUCCUCUACACUCAGGUUGCCUGCACCGUUCUGCACGGCAGGACUACAAGAAGCCUUUAGUGAUCAGAAUUAAGGUUCCAUAUUAUUGAACACAAAUGAAUUGAAUUCAAGGAGAUUAUCCCCCCCCCACCCCCCCAUCUAUACAGUACAUUCCACAGUGGACCUUGUGAGAUUAGGAUCUGACCACAGCCUAUAAGAUUAAUUUGGUGUAUUGUUCAGGGCUUUGGUACAUACGUUGUGCUGAACAUUCCCACCAUCAUGUCACAUGACGACGUGAGGCUGUGGAGGAGCUGUGCCACUAGUUCUUAUUUUGAUGGUCUGGUGGUUCAUGUGUUGGAGUCGCCUUCUAGGUCUCACUCCACACGCCAUACACUAGACUUCUGGUACUUUAGUGGAGCUCAUAUUACAAUGGGUUCAUUGGAAACCUCUCCAACCGCCCCUGGGGAGCUGUCAUACUACUGUGUUGUGUGUAUUGAGGAUAUCGAUGAGUGUGUUUUUGAAGAGUAGAGUCUCUGGGUUCUUGCCUGCUGUAGUAUUUCGUUGCAGUAUUCAACCACCAGCUAGACCAAGGACAGGGGAAGUGGUUUCUUAACGAGCGAGCCUCUGUCAAAGUGGAGAAUAUUUCAUCACAGUGAGUUAGCAGAACUGUUUCCUACACGAGGAGUGUUUCCUACACUUCCUCGUGAUGGUUUAUUGAUAUUCCACUGGUUCUCCAUCUUUCGUUAUCCAAUGGAAAUUUCGAUUUUUUUCUUUGAACGUAGAAUUUAGUUUUACCUUGCCUGAUGAAGAUGGGUUAGAUGUGUGUGUGUGUGUGUGUGUGUGUGUGUGUGUGUGUGUGUGUGUGUGUGUGUGUGUGUGUGUGUGUGUGUGUGUGUGUGUGUGUGUGUGUGUGUGUGUGUGUGUGUGUGUGUGUGUGUGUGUGUGCACAUGCUAGAAAAGGCCCGGAAGCCUAUCAUAUCUAGAGAUUUUAAUGUAUUUCGCUUGAUUGAAAGACUUCAGAGUGAUUUCUUUUUUGCAACUAUAGAAUAAGGAUAUCGUUUGUUUGAAAUGUUUCACAUCAGGUUGAUUGUACCCUUAGACAUUCACACAAGCACACACGCACUACUUUAUUGUAAAUGACGCUGGAUGUGUGAAGAUAAAGCUAGAAGAUGUGUGCAUAGAGACUCAGAGGAUGUAAUGCUUACUGAAUUCGCUGUAUUUUAAAUAUUUUGGUCAAGUACUUUUUACGUUUUUCUUCAUCGGGUUGUUUGAGGAGAGAUUUACAUGAUGUAUCUUAACGUACUGUUUGUGUGCAACUGCAUGUAGGUCGCAAUUAUGACCGCAAAGCCUCACUGAGCCAUGUUUCUAACAUACAGUGUGUGUGUGUGUGUGUGUGUGUGUGUGUGUGUGUGUGUGUGUGUGUGUGUGUGUGUGUGUGUGUGUGUGUGUGUGUGCG
This is a messenger RNA of Gadus morhua (Atlantic cod), 3725 nucleotides long. Its product is annotated as dixin. Gene Ontology annotation, cellular component: cytosol. Lineage: Eukaryota; Metazoa; Chordata; Actinopteri; Gadiformes; Gadidae. The record is from RefSeq and is a predicted model, not a curated record. Gene Ontology annotation, biological process: canonical Wnt signaling pathway. The transcript has 21 exons. Gene Ontology annotation, molecular function: protein binding. Bases 183 to 2093 code for a protein of 636 amino acids.